AUGUCACAGACACUCGGAGAAGACCCAGUGAUUGGCGUGGAAAGUGGUACAAAGGCGGAACAAUUAGCCUGUUUGGGCGGAUCAACAUCCGGUGCAACUCCAGAAUCUUUUCGUUCAACGGGCGAUUCAACGGCCGGUCUCGAUGAAGCUGACAAACACGGUGGAUCAGGGCAAACAACACAUGAAGCUCAAUCGGGUACGGUCACAUCGGGCAAUGCAGGAACGAGCGACAAGUCGAAAUAA
Molecule: messenger RNA, 243 nt
Organism: Didymodactylos carnosus
Lineage: Eukaryota; Metazoa; Rotifera; Eurotatoria; Philodinida; Philodinidae
Source: the annotation of a GenBank genome assembly